AUGCUUCCAAGACUGGGCAGUCGAGUUCCGCUCCACCUCAACUCCAACUCGCUUUUUACCUCCACUACCAUCUUCCUGCUUUCUUUCAUACACGCACACACACACACACACACACACACACACGGGCUCAUGCAAACCCUGCUACUAUCGCGAUCUACAAACGCUGCCCUGAGCCUCAUCGCCUCGUCGCACAGUCUGCCCCUGCUUCGUGAGACUGAGCCGACAAAGACUUCGGCUUUUGUCGGUCCUCGUGGCAGCAUGGAUUGUCUGUCUUUUCCCUCUAUUAUCAGUCAUUAA
This is a messenger RNA of Protopolystoma xenopodis, 297 nucleotides long. NCBI's taxonomy places the organism in Eukaryota, Metazoa, Platyhelminthes, Monogenea, Polystomatidea, Polystomatidae. The record is from the annotation of a GenBank genome assembly.